Medicago truncatula (barrel medic) is the source of this 978-nucleotide messenger RNA. RefSeq names its product magnesium transporter MRS2-I. The transcript is spliced from 10 exons. NCBI's taxonomy places the organism in Eukaryota, Viridiplantae, Streptophyta, Magnoliopsida, Fabales, Fabaceae. Gene Ontology annotation, molecular function: magnesium ion transmembrane transporter activity. The record is from RefSeq and is a predicted model, not a curated record. Gene Ontology annotation, biological process: magnesium ion transport. Bases 1 to 978 code for a protein of 325 amino acids.
AUGCGUCAAGUUCGUAUUGACGCUCGUGAUCUUAGGAUUCUUGAUCCUCUUCUCUCUUAUCCUUCUGCCAUUUUUGGUAGAGAAGAUGUUAUUGUUCUUAACUUGGAGGUGUUUUUGCAAGACCCAACAGGGGAAGAUGUGGUCCCUGUUGUUAGAGAACUUCAAAGGAGAUUGUUUACCAUUGACACAAAUCAAGGAGAUGAUCAAGACCAUAGUCCACUUGAUGUUGAAGUAGAUGAAGAUGAUGAGUCGCCUUUCGAAUUCCGAGCACUAGAGAUAUUGCUUGAAUCAAUUUGUAGCUUCCUUGAUGCACGAGCUUCAGAUCUGGAGAUGGAUACUUAUCCUACACUUGAUGAACUUACAAACAAGAUUAGUAGUCGGAAUUUGGAAAAAAUUCGUAAGUUGAAGAGUGCGAUGACAAGACUGACUGCUAGGGUUCAAAAGGUAAGAGAAGAGAUUGAACACUUGAUGGAUGAUGAUGAAGACAUGGCUGACCUAUAUUUAACAAGAAAGUUGAUAGGAUUAUCAUCACCUAUAAGUAAAUCAGGUGCUGAAAAUUGGUUUGCUUCAUCUCCCACCACAAAGUCCAAAAGUGUGGCAACAUUUCUUAGUGAUGAAAAUGAUGUGGAUGAGCUUGAAAUGUUACUAGAGGCUUAUUACAUGCAAAUUGAUGGCACUUUCAAUAGAUUGUCUACGCUUCGAGGGUACAUUGAUGAUACAGAAGAUUACAUUAAUAUUCAGAUUGACAACCAUCGAAACCAGUUGAUCCAGUUAGAGAUAUUUCUUAACUCAGCUGAACUUUCUCUAGCAUUUUAUUCGGUGGUGACUGGAAUACUUGGCAUGAAUAUUCCAUAUGGUUGGGAAAACAACCAUGGUUACAUGUUCAAAUGGGUGGUUAUUUUUACAGGAAUUUUUUCCAUAUCUAUAUUUCUCACCAUAGUUGCCUCUGCUCGCAAAAAAGGGCUGGUUGGAUCAUGA